This is a messenger RNA of Fukomys damarensis (Damara mole-rat), 1470 nucleotides long. It is a transcript of the gene Snx5, whose product is annotated as sorting nexin 5. The record is from RefSeq and is a predicted model, not a curated record. The transcript is spliced from 14 exons. Gene Ontology annotation, biological process: intracellular protein transport; pinocytosis. Lineage: Eukaryota; Metazoa; Chordata; Mammalia; Rodentia; Bathyergidae. The coding region runs from base 108 to 1322 and encodes 404 amino acids. Gene Ontology annotation, molecular function: dynactin binding; phosphatidylinositol binding. Gene Ontology annotation, cellular component: endosome.
CUAUUAGAGUGGCUGCCACUUCGCGUCCCUGUCUCAGUCUUGAGGUCGGAGGUUCCUGCUUAGUGCGGAGCGAGGCCAGGCGGCCCCUGCUCGAGCCCCGCGUCGCCAUGGCCGCGGUUCCCGAGUCGCUACAGUCGCAGGAAGAGGACCACGGCAAGCUGAGAUCUGUAUCUGUGGACCUGAAUAUCGAUCCUUCGCUGCAAAUAGACAUACCUGAUGCGCUAAGUGAGAGGGACAAAGUGAAGUUCACAGUGCACACCAAGACCACACUGCCCGUGUUCCAGAGUCCAGAGUUUUCUGUCACGAGGCAACAUGAGGACUUUGUGUGGCUACAUGACACUCUUACUGAAACUACAGACUACGCUGGGCUUAUUAUCCCUCCUGCUCCUACGAAGCCAGACUUUGACGGCCCCCGUGAGAAGAUGCAGAAGCUGGGAGAGGGGGAAGGGUCCAUGACCAAAGAGGAAUUCGGCAAGAUGAAGCAGGAGCUGGAGGCGGAGUACCUCGCUGUCUUUAAGAAGACUGUGUCCUCCCACGAAGUCUUUCUUCAGCGGCUCUCUUCUCACCCUGUUCUCAGUAAAGACCGCAACUUCCAUGUUUUCUUGGAAUAUGAUCAGGAUCUAAGUGUCAGACGGAAAAACACCAAAGAAAUGUUUGGUGGGUUUUUUAAGAGUGUGGUGAAGAGCGCUGAUGAAGUUCUCUUUUCUGGAGUUAAGGAGGUGGAUGACUUCUUUGAGCAGGAAAAGAACUUCCUGGUUAACUACUACAACAAAAUCAAGGACUCCUGUGGCAAAGCUGACAGGAUGACCCGGUCACAUAAAAAUGUUGCCGAUGACUACAUCCACACGGCAGCCUGCCUGCAGAGCCUGGCCUUGGAGGAACCCACUGUCAUCAAGAAGUACCUAUUGAAGGUUGCUGAGCUAUUUGAAAAACUUCGGAAAGUGGAGGGUCGUGUCUCAUCGGAUGAAGACUUAAAGCUGACGGAGCUGCUCCGGUACUACAUGCUCAACAUUGAGGCUGCCAAGGACCUCCUAUACAGACGCACCAAAGCCCUCAUUGACUACGAGAACUCAAACAAGGCUCUGGACAAGGCCCGGCUGAAGAGCAGAGAUGUGAAGGUGGCCGAGGCCCACCAGCAGGAGUGCUGCCAGAAAUUCGAGCAGCUCUCGGAGUCUGCGAAAGAAGAACUGGUGAAUUUCAAACGGAAGAGAGUGGCAGCGUUUAGGAAGAAUCUGAUCGAGAUGUCGGAACUGGAAAUAAAGCAUGCCAGAAACAACAUCUCCCUUCUACAGAGCUGCAUUGACUUGUUCAAGAACAACUGAUUUGACACCAGCCUUUGCUUGCCCUGAAGGAAGAAAACAAAUGUGAAGCCAGCAUCACUUGCACUUCAAUCAUUGCCGUAGGAAAUGAUUAGCUUUGACUUUAGCUUACAAUUAUGUGAAUAAAUAUUUUGAUUUCUAAAAAUCUUAA